AUGUGGAACGACGAGGAUAACAACCCCUACGGCGCAUUCGACGAGCAGGCCCAUCUGUCAGAAUCCCUCCAUUCCGCCACGCUUGCCUCCCCUCUUUACGACCGCGACUACACCCCUCCGUCGCCUUCCAGCCGAUCGUCCACCCAGGACCCGCCGGAUUACUUGGAGCGACAACGCGAUUUCAGCGACGACGAUGACAACGACGGAACUUACGGGACCCAGCAACCGGGACAGGGUUACCUCCGCAAGAGCGUGUACGAUAGCCGCAUAGAGCAGAUUUUGUAUGAGAAUCCGGAGAUGCCGAUCCUCAUCACGGACGCCGGGAAGAACAACGAGAGCGGCGGGGGCUACAUAGUGUACACCAUACGGACUGGAGAUUUGGAAGUGCGUCGGAGGUACUCGGAAUUCGCUUCGCUGCGCCAGACCCUGGUGAACCUCCAUCCCACCCUCGUUGUCCCGCCCAUUCCCGAGAAACACACCAUGGCCGAUUAUGCUGCGAAGCCCACCAAAGCCAAAGAAGAUACGGCCAUCAUAGAGCUCCGGAAGCGAAUGCUGGCCGUCUUCUUGAACCGGUGUCGUACGAUGAAGGAAAUCCGAGAGGACGGGGUGUGGUGGAGGUUUUUGGAUCCCAAUGUUAGCUGGAAUGAGGUCCUUAAUUCCCACCCUGCUUCCUCCGUGCCUAAGAACAAUCUCAAAGCUCCGCCACUCGAUCCUGCCAACCCUACAGCCGCACACGCCUGGCUACCUGUCCCUUCCGCCUCCUCGAAACUCAAGAAUGCGUCCGGUGCGGCGCCGACGGCCACCUCCCCAACCACAGAGGCACCCGGUCCCGACGUUCUGGGUCGCUUCCCGCCCGAAUCGCGCAAGUUGAGCGAGAAGGAUCUUGACCCCUAUUUUGUCAACUUUGAAGCCUCCACCCGGGAGCUGGAGUUACUUCUUCAAGGAAACAUUGAGAAGGUGAACCGACGGACUUUGGCGCAUCUCUCUUCCUUAUCUGCGGAUCUGAUGGAGCUGGGAGCCCGGUACAAUGGAUUUUCGUUGUCUGAACAAUCACCCACCGUCGCCGCAGCCAUUGAGCGCGUUGGCCAGGCGGCGGACACGUCCUACAUUGAGACAGAGGAGCUGUCCAGCUCGUUGGGCGCAAACUUUGCGGAACCCAUGAGGGAAAGUGCCCAGUUUGCCAGCGUCGUCCGCAGCGUCUUGCGAUACCGAGUUCUGAAGCGGGUACAGGAGGAGAUGACCCGAGACGAGUUGGUGAAAAAGAGAACCCUUCUUGACUCUCUGGAGAGAAGUGAGAUGGAAGCAAAGCGCAUCGAGCAAUAUCUUAACCGUUCAACCCCCCACGGCGCAGGGACCAAGCCUCAGCGAUCCCUGUCGACCUCGUCGGCCACCAGCGCCCCCGGUACCCAUGAUGGUGAAGCCCAGCCUAGUGGACCGGAGGAUACUGCCGCCAUCGAUUCGGACUUCCCCCCAACGCACGGCGAGUCAAUCGGCUCUCACCAGCCCCCUGCCCCGGUGUCCCCCUCGCGGAAACCCGAAGCUGGACAGUCCACUCCGGCCCACCGCAAAACUUCCAGCGGAACCUUCAUGAGCAACAAGCUCUUUGGUCGCAUCAGUCACGCCGUCCAUGGCUUUGUCGACGUGGACCCGGAGCGGACCCGACGCGAUCAAAUCGGAAAGACCAGGGAGAGCCUAAUUCAGUUGGAAGAAGCAUUGAAGGUGUCCGAGAAUGACGUCAAAGACGCAAGCACGGGGGUCUUGCAUGACUUAAAGCGUUUUCAGAAGGACAAGGAGACAGAUCUACGACGAUAUAUGGUUGCCUACGCGCGCUGUCACCUUGACUGGGCGAGGAAAAAUCUCGAAACAUGGACGGAGGCCAAAGACGAGGUUGACAAGAUUGUCGUUCGGUAA
Messenger RNA from Aspergillus melleus, 1911 nucleotides. It is a transcript of the gene ATG20, whose product is annotated as PX and BAR domain-containing protein. Gene Ontology annotation, molecular function: phosphatidylinositol binding. Gene Ontology annotation, biological process: retrograde transport, endosome to Golgi. Bases 1 to 1911 code for a protein of 636 amino acids. Lineage: Eukaryota; Fungi; Ascomycota; Eurotiomycetes; Eurotiales; Aspergillaceae. The record is from RefSeq and is a predicted model, not a curated record. The transcript has 6 exons.